Molecule: messenger RNA, 1828 nt
Organism: Gryllus bimaculatus (two-spotted cricket)
Lineage: Eukaryota; Metazoa; Arthropoda; Insecta; Orthoptera; Gryllidae
Source: the annotation of a GenBank genome assembly
CAUUGUUCCCACCUUCAAGUGGAGUGGUCUUGUUGCGCCAACCGUUGAAGGGCAGCACUGAGGGGGGGUAGGGUAUAACUGUGGCAGCGAAAUUUCACAGUGUGUGGCACCUGCCUCGUAUAUAUAUCUUCAGUUAAAUGUCAUAGGUUAUAAAGAAAUGGAGUGGGCGAGUGUAUGGCGGAAUUUUCAGUUGUUGUCUGAUGUGUCUUCCAGAUAGAUCAAAGGGAAGAUUAGAUCAGUAUGAAAUUAGUGACUUGCGUUACAUGAAUAUUUCUAAUCAUGAUUACUGUAAUGAUAUUUAUUCCUCGCGAUCUCUAUGAUAAAGACAGCUGUCUUUUAUAUGGAAAUUUUGUUCUAUCCUCCAGGGGCAACAUAGCAAUAUUUUAUGUUUUGCAACUGUUGCAAAAUGUGAAGGAAAGGUCAAGUGUCAACUUGACACAUGUUGGACAGUAUAUCAAAAGUGAAACAUCGUAUGCAAAUGUUGCCAAUAGAAGUAUAAAUUGGCUUACUGUUGGAAAUAAAUAUAAUGAUCUUUUUGUAAAGACGUUAGUUGUUCAAGGAGAGACAGUAAACAUGACUUCUCCAAAAAUUAUUUUCAUCACUUAUGACUUACCAAUUUUCAUUAAUACAGAACUUCUGUUCUUUACUGCCUGUGAAAGAGAAAUGGAAAACGAUGAAAAUUACUUUAGGACAUUAAUGUACAACAUUAAGUAUUGUUACACAAAUAUCUCAAAUACCAACCAGAAAACUAGCAAAAGAAUUAUUCUUUUUGUUUUAGAGUAUUUAAUAUUGUUCUUGAAUGGGGUGCUUGCAGGUUUUGUGGUGUUGUUACCUGUGUUAAAAUUAAGUUCUCUUUGUAUUCGUCUUCACAAUUCCCUUGAAAGCUUUAGAUGGGCUCUAGAUGGCCAGAUAUACCACAAAUCUUCCAAAUUAAAAAUUGGCAAUUACGUUGUUGCCACCCUUGUUGACAUUAUUAGUGGUUAUCUAAUUUUGUAUUGGUUCAUGUCCUUAGUGUCUUCAACAUUACCCUCACAAUUACUAUUGCAUUCAGCUGAGGAGGUUGUUCAUACUCUCCAGGAAUUAUUGAAAUGGUUGAUGGGUAUUCCAGCAGGCCUGAAAUUAAAUUUUGCUUUUAACAAAAUGCUUGGCAAAUUCUUUGUGUAUCAUAUAAAUCUGUGGUGGACAUUUCUAGUUCUUGCAGAGCCUGUUUUAGACUUUAUUUUCUUCAUUUUCCUCUGUUUUGGUCGCCUGGGAUUAACUUUUCAAGCUGCUAUUUUGGCGGACCUUUUAGCAUUGGCAAGCUUCCACGUUUACUGUAUCUACGUAUAUGCUGCAAGAUUGUAUAAUCUUCAGAUAUCUGGCCUUUUGGCUCUUUGGAGGUUGUUUCUAGGACGAAAGAAGAACCCGUUGCGUGGUCGUGUUGAUUCUUGUGAAUAUACGGCCAAUCAGCUUUUCAUAGGUACAUUGGCCUUCACCAUCUUGUUAUUUCUGCUGCCUACUACAUUUAUGUACUACAUAGUAUUUUCAACGAUGGAUGCAUUAAUCUAUGCUUCCCUACAUAUGCAAGUACAAACAAGAAAAUCUGGCGUUCCAUUAGUAUUAUCAAUGACACCUGUCAGAGGUUCUCUAUGGAAAACUAUCAAGAAAAGUAUCCCAGAUCCUGUGAAGAAGCCGUCUGCUAUUAUGUGGGGAUCUCUUUUAAAAAGUAUUGUUACUGGACAGUUGAUAUAUCCUAUGUAACUAAUAUUGAAUAUCAAGUAUAUAAUAAAUUAUUUAAUGUAUUAUUGAAGUCAACUAUUUAAUAAAUACUUUACUUUCCUGAUGGCCA